Molecule: messenger RNA, 615 nt
Organism: Triticum dicoccoides
Lineage: Eukaryota; Viridiplantae; Streptophyta; Magnoliopsida; Poales; Poaceae
Exons: 3
Coding region: 141-404 (87 amino acids)
Source: RefSeq, a predicted model, not a curated record
CGUGGCCCCUUGAGCGCUCCGUUCCUAAUGACCAGCACAGACGCAGCUGCUGCCACACAUCGUGAAGGCCCGCAGAAACCGUACACGAAAAGAGGAAACUUCUCAACAACCUCGGCGUCUCGCCGGCGGCCGCCACCACGAUGAUCAGCAUCCUCGCGCAGGAGCGCCUCCUCGGGUUCGCCCUGGGCUCCGUCUCCAUGGGGGGUUUCGUCCUCCACCAGCGCCGCUCCAUCUACCGCUCCCUUGCCGACGCCGACGCGGCCUCUGGGGGAGCAUCCUUCUCCUAUCAGACAAGUGCAACCACCGGUAGAGGAGUUUCAGCUGAGAUGGCUCACGUAUGGAACAAGGCAGUGGACGAGACACUUGGCCGGCUUGUUGUGUAUCUUAGCUCGCGUGGAUGGUAAUUCAAGCAUUGAGAGUGAAGCACUACUCCCUGAUCACGGCGUUGUUGUGCUAAAUUAAGACACAUGUGCUCUGCCAUUUCUCAGUACCAAUGGUUGAUCAUAAUGCUUUCUUUUGCUUAAAAAAUGCGUGUGGAGGACCAAUGGCGCCCUCUUAUCUUUUGAAAUAAAACGAAACUUUAUUCAUUAGAAAUAACCAAUACAUCGUUUGUGA